Messenger RNA from Aphis gossypii (cotton aphid), 2870 nucleotides. RefSeq names its product modular serine protease-like. Gene Ontology annotation, biological process: proteolysis. NCBI's taxonomy places the organism in Eukaryota, Metazoa, Arthropoda, Insecta, Hemiptera, Aphididae. Gene Ontology annotation, molecular function: serine-type endopeptidase activity; protein binding. The record is from RefSeq and is a predicted model, not a curated record. Bases 466 to 2499 code for a protein of 677 amino acids. The transcript is spliced from 14 exons.
CACGGCGUAAACUGCAGUAAUAAACGAUAUACCUAGCACGCUAGACGUCUUAAUUCUUCCUAACGUGUUGUGCGGCUGCGGGGGCUCGUACAGUACGAAUACGCUGUGAGUGUUGUGAAUUGUGAUUAAAUCAUAUUAUUACUAUUAUUUUUAUUAUUAUUGCCAAUGAAUCGAUUUAUUAUUAGACGUUUCGUGGAAAAUAUAAUCACAUUUUAACUGAUAGCCGAAGCCAAUAGGUUACCUUCAAAUUACGCAUCUCUAAGUUUAUCUCCUAUAUGGCUAUAUAGCGUACGGUUUCCUUCACGUCCGGUGUUCGCUCGUUAGUUUUGUUUAUUUUUCACUUUUCACCGCAGUAGGUACAAUUAGGUAUGUGUAAAAAAAAAUAAUUAUUACUUAGAUUUGUUAUUGUUUUGCGGAGUGCGGACUGGUUUUUGUUAUAGUGAUACAGCGCGCCACUCAGUAGUAAUGCAGGCGACGAGGUCCUGGUUAACAUUAUGUUUGUGCUUCGUUUUGGGUACGACAGGAACCGGCAUAUUGUGUAAUCCAUUAAUCGAAAAACGACAAACAAAGUCAUGUUCCGUGGACAUGUUCAGCUGUGAAAAUGGGGAGUGUAUUGAUUCAUUAUUAAUUUGUGAUGGACUUGCAGAUUGUUCAGAUAAGUCAGAUGAGACUCAAAAUGUAUGCACUUCAAUGUUAAAAACAUGUCCAAGUUCCGCGUUUCUUUGUAAAUACGGAGCUUGUAUAGAUAGAAGUGCAAAAUGUAAUGGUAAAAUAGAUUGUGUUGAUGGUUCAGAUGAAUUCUUAUAUGAAUGUAUAGUACCUGAACUUGAAUCUGAAUUGGCAAGAAUUAAAUUAGAGCGUCAAACUCAAGUAACUAAUCAGUCUAAAUGUGUAUCUAAUGCGGAAUAUAGCUGUAAAUCUGGUCAGUGCAUAGAUAUAAUAUCCAUUUGUGAUGGAAUUCCAGAUUGCAAUGAUAAAUCUGAUGAAACAGUGGAAUUGUGUAAAUCAGGGGUGGUGUGUCCAAAGAAUACGUUCACGUGUAAAUAUGGUGCCUGUAUAAGUAACCAGAAAAAAUGUGAUGGUUCCCAAGACUGUGUUGACGGUUCUGAUGAAGCAAACUGUGAUUCCACUGGAAAUCGCAAAGAUACUACCUCAUCUACUCCAAUUACACAAACCACGUCGAGACCUAGUAUUCCAUCAACUACCUUGCAACCUAGUAAACCACCAACACAGGCCAAUAAUAGGAGGACAUGUGUGAUACCAAAUACUGAGGGUACUGUGUAUUCUUUAAUCCAAAUUGAAUCAGAUCAUAAACCUGUUUUAUCACCUGGGACUAAUGUUGAUCCGACUACUGCAGUUCAUGAAAACUGUGAGGAAGGUUACUAUAAAACUACUUCUAACAGGAUUAUGCUUUGUUCAGGAAAUGGAAAUUGGAUACCAGAUCAGGAUAAAUUAUGUUUGAAAAAAUGUCCACCUAUGAUUUCGGAUAGCUUAGAUUUGGAUUGUGUUUUUAACGGUAAAAGAGAAAAUUGUUCAAACCCAUCAGUACCAGGUACUAUAUUAACACCCAAAUGUAAAGUCACGCACACUGUACCAAAUGGACAAAUAGAGACUCCAAUCAAAUUACGUUGUCAACAAGAUGGGAAUUGGAGUGAUCGACUUUAUACGUGUAUUCCAUAUUGUGGACGACCAUAUACUCCUAACCAAGCAUUGAUUUUAGAGGGUGUUGAAGCUGUAUAUGGAUCCGCACCUUGGAAUGUUGGAGUAUAUCGAAAAAACAAUAAAAAUAGUUUUGACUUAAUAUGUGGAGGAUCACUGAUUGCUCCAAAUUUAGUUGUAUCUGCUGCUCAUUGUUUUUGGCAAGAAAGUUUGAUAGAUACAAUAUUAAUAAACAAUGGUACUUAUAAAAUUGCUGUUGGAAAGUAUAAGAGCGACAUUGCAAUCAAGGACAAUGCAUUUACUCAGAUUGUUGAUGUUGGAUUGAUUUAUUUGAAGGAGGGCUAUUAUGGUGCUUCCGGAUAUCAUGCUGAAGAUUUAGCCAUUCUUGUGUUACCAAUCAAAAUUACAAUGAGCAAUGUAGUUUCUCCUGUUUGCAUGGACUGGUCUAAAAGAUAUUCCAUUUCAAAUGGAUCUAUUGGAAAAGUUGUCGGUUGGGGAAAAACAGAAAAAAUGGUAGAAAGUUCAGUUUUAUUAGAAGCUGACCUACCAUAUAUUAAUCGUCAGACGUGUCGGAAUAUGUAUCAAAACGGAUUUCAAAACUUUGUUACUCUUGAUAAAUUCUGUGCUGGUACUAAAGGUGGACAAGGAGUUCAUCAAGGCGAUAGUGGUGCUGGAUUAACCUUUGUACAUAGCUCUUUACAUUUUUUAACUGGAAUUGUAAGUGUAAAGGAUGCAAACACAAAUGAUUCCAUAGCAGUUUUUACAGAUGUUAGUCGUCAUGUUGGAUGGAUUAAUGAAAUUUUUUCUAAUUAUACUUAUGCAAGUGACAGUAUUUUAUAGAGCUAUUGGAUAAUGUAGUAAAAAUAACUAAUAAGUAUAUUAUCAUUUUUUGAAUAUUGUGUAUAGUGCUAUAGUAUAGUAUAGUAUAUAGUAUACUAUACUAUAGUACUUAUUAUAUUGAUAUUUAUAAAUCAUUAUUUUUAUUUUUGUUUAACUAUUUAUUCAUUUUGAAUAGUUUUAUAACAGAGAAAUAAUGUAUACACUAUACAGUUGUAUUGAAUUAAUUAAAUUAUGAAUUAAAAUAUUUUGCAAUAACAAUAUUGAUUGUAUAUUUUUAAUAAGUUUGUUUAAGUAUUUUAUAACAUAAAACAAUUAUUUUUGUAUUAUUUGUUAGUCAUAUAUAUAAAUAUAAAAUUUGUAAUACUUUUUAA